This is a messenger RNA of Puccinia triticina, 276 nucleotides long. RefSeq lists its product as uncharacterized. The record is from RefSeq and is a predicted model, not a curated record. The coding region runs from base 1 to 276 and encodes 91 amino acids. The transcript is spliced from 3 exons. Lineage: Eukaryota; Fungi; Basidiomycota; Pucciniomycetes; Pucciniales; Pucciniaceae.
AUGCCGGCCCAAAAGACCUUGUUUGCUUUCCUCUUGGUCAUCUCGGCACUUGCUGGACUUGCUUCGGCCGCCCCAGCUCCUGCGAGCACCACCGCAUUUGGUGACGGCCCCCCCGAUAAACCCCAUGCCGUGAAUCAGCUUGCGUGCGAUGAGCAAAAGCUGUCUCCUAAAAAGCAAAGAGAUAACAGUAGUACUAAUGCGUCUGAGAAACCCCAUGCCAUCAAUCAGCUCGCCUGCUCCGAGGACAAAGCGGGUGGCGCCACCCCUACCCCUUAG